GCCUAACCUAAAAGUGGUAAACAAAAUAUUUUGGAUGUAUUAUUGGCUGGUAUAUAAAAGUGAUAUAAAUAAUCUUAUAUUCCAAUGAUAUAUGUGAAGUUGAUAUACUUUGUUGCUGCUUAAUUAUGUCAUCUUUAUUAUCUGCGGAAAUAUCUGCCACUUGCAAUGCAUUGGGAUAUUUUGAUGAAAAAACAAAUAAAUAUUAUGCUGAUACAAACACUCUGGAAACAGUCAAGGAUCUUAUUCGUUAUCUGAGGAGAGAUGAUGACAUCCACACUAUUAGAAGGCAACUAGGUGACACAAAUGUUUUAACAACUGAUCUCUUACCUCUAUUAAAGAGUUAUCAUGAAGAAAGUGAUCUAUUUGAUGUUCUGUUACGACUCAUUAUGAAUUUAACUACCCCUCCCUUGUUACUGUUUAAUUUUGAGAUACCAACAGAUUCAGUCCUCCGAAAUCACUACCUAGACUUGGAAGACCACUUGAAGUCAUACAAAGAAGCUUUUGUGGAUGAAGGUGUAUGGGCCGUUUUUAGUACACAUCUCAGUAAAAUCCUCGACGUUGAUUACACAGAUAGAGGGGAUGAGAAUGGUGUUAAGAUCGAACGAGUUUUAGUUCUUAUAAGAAAUAUUAUGUUUGUUCCUGCUGAUAUGAUGGAGAAAAGACCUGACAAUGACGCUAGUAUUCACGAUCAAGUUUUAUGGGCACUUCACCACUCUGGUCUAUUGGAUAUUAUUUUAUAUAUUACUACAAAUCCUGCUGAGCAAGGUUAUUAUAUGUAUAUAUUGGAAAUUAUGUUUUUUAUGUUGAAAGGACAAAAGCCUAGUGAACUAGCCAGUGCAGCUUUACAGCGAAGCCAAGGUGAAAAAAUCAGAGAUGAGGCUGAGUUAGUUAAUAUAAGGCACACUGAACAAAAUAUAAAGCAAAAUAAAGCUAAAAAGUAUAUGGGCUCAAGACAUUCCAGAUUUGGAGGGACUUUUGUUGUUAAAUCCAUGAAAAGUAUUACAGAUAAUGAUUUAAUUUCUCAUAGACCUCUUAAUAAAUUAGACUCGUUAAAUUUUGAUACCAACAAAAGACAGAAGAAAGUUCCUAGGAAUAGAGCACCUCUGGUUGAUAAUAAAAUUGAGAGAAGAUCAGCUUUUACUAUAAGACUAUUUUUAAAAGAAUUUUGUAUAGAAUAUCUGAAUGGUGCUUAUAACAAUAUGAUGCAGUAUGUAAAGGGCGUUUUAGUAAGAAGUGGUGGAGAAAAUCAUGAUGAGUCAUAUUAUCUUUGGGCCUUAAGUUUUUUCAUGUCUUUUAAUAGAUAUUACAAAUUCGAAGUAAAACUAGUCAGUGAAACCUUGUCUGUACAAACUUUCCAUUAUGUUCAACAACAAAGUGAAAAUUAUUUAGAUCUCAUGAAAACUGACAAAAAGAAAUUAUUAAUCUGGUCAACAAGACUACACACAGCAUUGUUAAGCUAUAAAGAACUAUUAUCAACACUUUUUGUUAUGGAUAAAUCUUCUGAUAAGGUGGUUAAUGAAUCGUCCAAAGUUAUCAAAAGUAAUAUUUUUUACCUACCAGAGUACAGAGAGUUCAUAGUAACUUUAUUAAUAAUGUAUGAUGAAUUAAAAAUGACUGAUCUCUAUUUAAGAGACUUAAUGGAAACUCAGCAUUUGUUUUUAAAAAUGUUUGAGAUGUACUGUAAAUCUGAAGGUUCAAUUGUAGUAAAACAAAAAACAAAAGGAAAGAAGAAGAAGCGAACUAAAAAUACCAGUUCAAAUGGUCCAACUGAACUAAACUUGGAUGAAAUGUGGGAUAAAGUUAGUCCGGAGUUGUCAGCAAUUAUAGAAUCUGGUGGGGAAUUUCUUACAGAUGCUCCAUUUGAUGCCACCUUAGACAUACCUAUUGAUGACCAAAAAGGUAUGGCGAUGAAAAAAAUUCAAAACAAAUUGAGGCAUUCCGAAUAUGAAAGUGCCAUAGGCUUGAUGAGGGCUGCUAGAGAAGUUUGGCCAGAAAAUAAUUCCUUCGGAAAUGAUAACAUGACUAUUGAAGAGGAGUUUCUUGCUUUAAGAGAUGUUUUCUAUGCCGAUCUUGGUGAUAAUCAUGUAGAAAAUACUUCUUAUGCUGAUAGUUACGAUGAGGAGGAAGAAGAUGAAGAGGAAUCAGAAGAAUCAUCCAGGCCUCGAGAAAAGGAAGUUAAUUUUAAUUUUAAUGACUUCCUUUGUCGGUUGCUACAUCCAAAAAUUGUAAGAGCUGCUGCUUAUGCUUUGAAAUCUUUUGAAACUAAUUCAGUUAAUACAAAUCAUGCUAUAUUGAAAUUAAUGCAUAGAAUAGCUUUUGAUUGUAAAUGCUAUGUUAUGAUGUUUCAACUGAGUUUAUUUAGAACAUUCCAGAAAAUAUUUUCUUUGAAGAAUUUACCUCAAUAUAAAGAGUUGGUGAAGUUUGCGAUAUACAUACUAAGGGAGUUUUUUAAAACAACCCAAACAAACGACAAAGUGUUUGUUGAAGUUCUCUUUUGGAAACAUAAGAAAGAUGCAUAUGAAAUUGAACAUGGGUAUGGUACUACUGAAAAGUCGAGUGCAGCGCUUGGCAAAAUGUGGACUGAAGAAGAAGAAAAUGAGUUGAGAGUAUUAUUCAAAGAACAUCAAGAUAAGCAAAUUGAAGAGGAUGUCGUUGAUUGGAUUUUAAGUAACUUAGUUAACCAAACUAGAUCAAGAAGAAUGGUACUGAAAAAAUUAAAAGAGUUGGAUAUCUUGGAAAAUUACUCAAAACAGGGUAAAAGUAGACGUAAUAAUUCUCCGUACUGGACUGCAGAAGAGGAGACACAGUUACGUGAAUUAUAUUCCCAAUUCAAAGAUUCUCCAGAUGUACUGAAAUAUAUAAUAAGUGGAUUAAGCUAUCCUAGGCCUAAAAAUAAAAUUAUAGAUAAAAUGUUAACAUUGGGAUUAAUUCAAGAUAAAAAUGAUUUGAAAAAGAAAAGCAAGACUAAAAGUAACAAAAAUGAAGUUCCCGAUGAUUUCUUAAGUAGCGAUUCUGACUCAUCUAGCACAUCAACCCGCGUUCCUGUUAAAAGUAAAUCAAAAAGUACGUCUAAAAAACGAAGACCUCAUACAAUUACUGCUGGAAAGGAAGAGAUUAUAAAACUACUUAAAGAAAAUAUAAGCGCAGGAAGAGAAAGUGCUGUAACUUGGUUAAAAGAAAGCAUCUUUGAUGUCAUUGAUGAUUUUGAAGAGGGUCAUGAAGGAAUUCCUUUGGUACCUUUGGAUGAAGAUGUGGAAAGUGCUCUAGAGACUGAAGAUUUCCAAAAGUUGCUAAGAUCUUUUGGAUUUUCAGCGCCGUUUGAUGAACAAGAAAGCUAUUGGAGGAUACCCAGCCACAUUAAGCUUAAUACUUUAAAGGAUCACUAUGAAUUGAUUACAACAGGUCUAGAUAAUAACUUACCGGACGAUAAUACGCAAAAUCAAAACGAUAGUUCUCAGGAGUCUCCAUCUAGAACUGGCAGGCGAACUCGAAUUAUAUCUUCCUCGGACGAUGACAGUGAGGCCGAGAAAGAUGUACCUAUAACAGACAAUAAUAAAUCAAAUUCAAAUAUUAAUUCUAAUUCUGAUGAAAGCGAAGAUGAGAUGCCAAAGCAACAUAACGCAUCUCGACCCAAAGUAGUCUCCGACAGUGAGGAUAGUGAUACGGAACGGUUAAUUAUUAAUGAAAAUUCACUAGAUGAUGGUGACAAUGUCACAGAAAUGACAAAACGUAGCAGGACAAAUUCCGAAUCUGAUAGCCCCCCUGUCAAACGAAGUAAAACUGAAGAUUGAUAAAAAUGUACUAUACUUUGUUGACGUAAGGCCAUAUAAAUUAUUUAUGUACUUUUUUAAAAUUUGUAUAAAUAUAUGUUUUAUUAU
Diabrotica balteata is the source of this 3878-nucleotide messenger RNA. Lineage: Eukaryota; Metazoa; Arthropoda; Insecta; Coleoptera; Chrysomelidae. The record is from the annotation of a GenBank genome assembly.